Juglans regia (Persian walnut) is the source of this 405-nucleotide messenger RNA. RefSeq lists its product as uncharacterized. The coding region runs from base 1 to 405 and encodes 134 amino acids. Lineage: Eukaryota; Viridiplantae; Streptophyta; Magnoliopsida; Fagales; Juglandaceae. The record is from RefSeq and is a predicted model, not a curated record. The transcript has 3 exons.
AUGGAAGAUUUCAGAUCCAAAUCGGUUGCAAAUGGAAGGAUGCAGAUGGAGAGCUACGGUGGUGGUGGUGGUGGGGUGGGACCCACUACAUCUGGGUUCAACAGUAUGCAAGAUCUCAGGUGCUACAGUGCUUCAUACGCAACCUCGGCGCAAACAAACCAAACCCAGGUCGGAAAUGAUGCCAAGUUCAAGAAGGGAAAGUACACAAAUGGGUCGAUCUCGAAUAGCUGGAGUUUCAAUGAUCCGGAGUUGCAGAGGAAGAGGAGGGUCGCUAGCUAUAAGGUAUAUACGGUGGAAGGGAAGGUCAAAGGGUCGCUGAGAAAGACCUUUAGGUGGCUUAAGGACAGGUAUGAGGUUUUAUGGAUUCCAAAUGUUGGGACUUUUGCCUUUUUCGGUUGGAUGUAG